AUUUAGCAACAUUGUGUCCACACCCCAUAUGAAAAUAUUGUCGGCUUAUGAAGUAAUUAUGGCAGUUAAAAGUGGUAUAGCUCACAAGUGUGGCACAGAGUUUCAUGUCUUCAUCUGUGCUAGCAAUAGAUGAAUUGUUAUUUCUCACAACUCUUGUUCAGAGAAGGCUCUCUGAGUUUACUAGAAAGAUUCAGGGGUUUUGUCUCCAUAGACACAUGACAUUUAUUGCUUGAGAGUGAAAGGAAGAUAGAAAGAUGAGAAUGAGUGAGUGCUGAUGAAUUUUUUGACUAUUGUGUGGAAGAUGUGGUAGGUUGAUAUGAUUAUGGUCAGCCUUUGUUUCUAAGCUACUUAGGAAGUUGGGAUGUUGGAACUGUAGUUUAUUUCUUCAUUUGAAGGAAAUGAAGGUUAAACUUACUUCACCAAGGAAAAUUGGAGAUUAACAUUUGGCUUCUGUUUCUCAGUAUAGAGGUAUCCAUGAUGAAACAAUAACUUGCUCCUUUUCCUAUUGUCCCUUUUGUGCUUUCAACUGUUCCGCUGUUGCAAAAGUUGAGUUUUGAAGAUGUUAGUGAUUCAUGUGUGGAAACAAGUGAAUACUUAAGCUUUGAAUUAGUCAACUCUGUUUGUGGGAUCUCUUGUUCUGUUGUUCUGCAGGAUGGGAAAAGAGGUAGGCCAUGCAGCGCUGGUUCUGUUUUUUGCAUUGUCAGUCUUAGUUGGCCAUUCAGAAAAAUUGCAGUCAUCCCAGGCACAAACUCUUUUAAGGAUUCAACAGUUUUUGAAUUUUCCUGUGUCUUUGAAUGGCUGGAAGAAUGAUACAGAUUUCUGCAAUUCAGAACCAAGGUCCACUCUUACAGUAGUCUGCUAUGAGGAAAGCAUAACUCAGCUGCAUAUAAUUGGGGAGAAAGAGACUAAUAAGCUUUCUAAGAACUUCUCUAUUGAUUCAUUUGUUACUACACUGGUUAAACUUCCCAAUUUGAAGGUCCUCAGGUUGGUUUCUUUGGGUUUAUGGGGGGCAUUACCAGAUAAACUUUCCCGCUUGUCAUCUCUGGAAAUAUUGGACAUAAGUUCGAAUUUCUUUUACGGUACCAUACCUCGAGGAAUAUUGUCAUUAACAGGUCUCCAAGCUCUCAUACUUGAUGGCAAUAUGUUUAAUGGUAGAUUUCCUGAUGAGCUGGGAUCACUAUCAGUUUUGACAGUUUUGAGUAUGAGAAAUAAUUCUUGUAGUGGAUCUCUGCCCGAUUCCCUAGGAAGUUUGGAAAAUCUAAGAAUCCUUGCCUUAUCCAAUAACAAUUUCUCUGGAGAAGUGCCUGAUCUUAGAAAGUUGGAAAACCUUCAGGUUCUAGACUUGGAAAACAAUUCUCUUGGACCUCAAUUUCCUCCAGUUAAUAAAAAAAUUGUAAGCCUUGUACUGAGGAAAAAUAAAUUUACCUAUGGCAUUCCAGAUGAAGUGAAAUCCUUCUAUCAGCUUGAUCACCUAGAUGUGUCAUCCAACAAAUUUGUGGGGCCAUUUCCAUCAUAUCUUCUGUCCAUGCCAUCAAUUACAUACCUGGAUAUUUCAGCUAAUAGAUUUACUGGAAUGCUUUUCGAAGAUGUGUCUUGCAAUACUGAACUUAAGUUUGUGAAUUUGUCUGCUAAUCUGUUGACUGGGAGGGUGCCUAGCUGUCUACUGUCCAAUUCAAGAAACAGGAUUUUUCAAUAUGCUGCAAAUUGUUUGGCAACGAAGGAUGUAACUCAACAACCGAACUCAUAUUGUCAGAAUCAAGCUUUGGCUGUGGGAAUCCUGCCUCAUCAUAGAAGGCAAAAGGAAGCUUCAAAAAUAAUCCUGGCCUUGAGCAUAUCUGGAAGUACUAUAGGUGCAGUUCUACUACUCGCUCUAGCUUUUGUUCUUGCAAGAAAAUUUCUUGCAAAGAAUGAAGCACAAAAGCUUCCUGUUAGAAUAAUAGAAGAAAAUGCCUCAACAGGGUACACUUCAAAAAUACUUUCAGAUGCAAGAUAUAUUACACAAGCAAUGAAGCUUGGAGCAAUUGGUCUUCCAGCCUACAGGACCUUUUCACUGGAAGAGCUUGAGGAGGCAACUAACAACUUUGACACAUCAUCCUUCAUAGGGGAAGGCUCUUGUGGUCAGAUGUACAGAGGCCAGAUGACGGAUGGUACCUACGUUGCUAUUAGAUGCCUGAAAAUGAAAAGAAGGCACAGCACUCAAGAUUUCUUGCAUCACAUUGAAUUAAUAUCGAAACUAAGACAUCAGCAUCUGGUCAGUGCUCUUGGCCACUGCUUCGAGUGUUACUUGGAUGAUUCAAGUGUGAGCAGAAUAUUCCUUGUCUUUGAAUAUGUUCCAAAUGGGACAUUGAGGAGCUGGAUAUCAGAUAGACGUGCCGGAUCGAAACUUAAUUGGACACAACGUAUUGCAGCUGCAAUUGGGGUAGCAAAGGGUAUACAAUUCCUGCAUACAGGAAUAGUGCCUGGUAUCUUUCCAAAUUAUUUGAAAAUAACAGAUAUUCUAUUGGAUCAGAACCUUGUUGCAAAAGUUAGUAGCUAUAACCUGCCUUUGCUAGCAGAGCAUAUGGGAAAGGAUGAUGUUCAUAGUUCGAAUACAUCUACACAGUUGAAGAACCUAAGGGUAAUGCAUCAAGAAAAGUUCGAUAUCUAUGACUUUGGGAUAAUAUUGCUGAAGAUCAUCUCUGGAAGGCCAAUAAUUUCCGAGAGAGAAGUGGUGGUUCUCAAAGAUCAGCUACAAGCAGUCAUUACAGCAGAUGAUGCAUCCAGAAAGAGAGUGGUCGAUCCGGCUGUUAGUGAUGCAUGUUCAGACGAAUCACUGAAAACUAUGAUCGAGAUUUGCUGCAAAUGUUUGCUCCAGAAUCCUGCAGAUAGACCUUCAGUUGAGGAUAUCCUCUGGAAUUUGCAAUUUGCUGCUCAGGUUCAGGAUGGAUGGAGAGGGGAGUCCUUCCACAGCAGUGACGGCUCUCCAGUUUCAUCCUUCAAACCUCCACACCAACGACUCACAAUUCCUUGGCAUUAGCAUUUAGUACUACUAUUUUGUAAAAAUCAAGUGUUCUAAUAUGGAGUCAUUGGACAUAAAUCAAACUCUUAACUCAAUUAGAAGAUAGCAUAAACCUGCUUUUUGGAUUUUAAUUUGGAUCUUUUACAAAGGCAACUUUACAAAAUUCAAAAGCAAUAGAGAACUGGUCACAUCAUCUCAAAACACAAAA
This is a messenger RNA of Coffea eugenioides, 3206 nucleotides long. RefSeq names its product probable inactive leucine-rich repeat receptor-like protein kinase At3g03770. The coding region runs from base 653 to 3016 and encodes 787 amino acids. The record is from RefSeq and is a predicted model, not a curated record. Gene Ontology annotation, cellular component: membrane. Gene Ontology annotation, molecular function: protein binding; protein kinase activity; ATP binding. Lineage: Eukaryota; Viridiplantae; Streptophyta; Magnoliopsida; Gentianales; Rubiaceae. Gene Ontology annotation, biological process: protein phosphorylation. The transcript has 8 exons.